AGGCCACGCUAUCGCACUCUUUUACGUUCCGGCUUGGCCCAGCGAGCCGUCUCCCACCUCACGGCCUUUUCGCCGCCGCGCGCGACCGACCCUCGGAAGCAUUUCCCCGAGCACCUGCCCCGCGUGCCGUGCCCGCGCGCCCCCAAACCCCGCCGCCCCGCCCCUAAGCGCCAGGAACCCCGGAGCGCCGCCGGAUGCCCUCCCGCCGCCCGUCGGAUGGCCUCGGCGGCGCGAGGUAGAGUAAAGAGGGCCCCGCGCGACUCCUCCCCCCAUUCGGAUGGGGCGGCUCCCCGCGGCCGCGGCGCUCCUCCUCCUCCGACGCUCGCUCGGCGCCACCGCGCGCCUCUCCGCUCCGAGGUGUUUGGUGCGUGCCUUACUCCACGAGGAACAGCCCGCUGUGGGCACUAAUUCACCCAUGACUGUGCGUUACCUCCAAUGGUGCGCUUCAGAUAAUGACGACAAUGAUGAGGCCAUUGAGGCAUUUAAGCACUAUUCCUCGACGACUGCAAGUACUAGUGCUUCAGAUGCCUCAGCAUCUUCGGCUUAUGUUGAGAAGCUCUGCAAAUCUGGCAAUCUUGUUGAUGCUGUGCGUGUUUUGCGGCAUCUGCGUGAUGAGCAGAUCCACGUCAGCCUCCACACAUUCAAUAUGCUACUGCAGCAAGCAGCUGAAGCAAACGGCUUUGCUCUUUUCGCCAAGGUAUUCAGAUACUUGUUGCUUUCAAAACUUGCUCCUGAUUCAACUUCAUAUAUGAAUGUCGCCAGGGCCCUCCAGAAGUUGGAUGGGUGUGAAUUGAUACUCAAGUUUGUAAGAGAAAUUUUGGAAAUAACACAGGAUAGAGAUCCUACUGUAAUGAAUCGCAUAAUUUUUGCCACGGGUAAAUACGGAGACAUCGAUAAAAGUUUGGUCAUCUUUGAAGAGUUGAAGAAAGAUCGAACCAGCUUGGAUGUUGUCACGUUCAACACUAUCUUGGACAUGCUAGGGAAAGCUGGUCGGGUGGAUCAAAUGCUUCAUGAGGUGAAGCUAAUGGAAGAACUUGGCCAUUAUCCUGACAUUGUUACAUACAACACCAUAAUAAACUGCUUGCGAAGGCUUGGGAGAUUAGAUCUGUGCAAAAGAUUUGCAGGGGAAAUGCUUGAGAGAGGCGUCAAUCCGGAUCUUAGAACAUAUACAGCACUCAUUGAUUGUUAUGGACGGGCUGGCCAUAUUACUGAAGCCCUGGAAAUGUUUGACAAGAUGAAAAUGUCUCAUAAACCUUCAGUUUAUGUCUAUCGCGCACUGAUCAGUGACUUGAAAAAGGCUGGGCAGUUUGAACUAGCCCAAAAGAUCUCUGAAGAGAUGAAUUCAAGUGCAUCACAUUUAGGCCCUGAAGAUUUCAAGCAAAAAAACAAGGGAAGAUGGUUCAGGGAUAAAAGAUAACAAACCCGAUGAGUGAUAUUUGAGGCCUGAAUAUUCUGUUCUCAUGCGCAAUGUGCAUCGAUAUUUCCAUAGUACCAGAAAUUCUGGAAUGGACUGAAAUGUUCAGGAGAAUGUAUCUCAGAGAUAUGGGAGGGAGUAACAGACUUUCAGAUGACAAAAGCACAAUGAUUGGGAGGUCUCUGGUACAAAUUCAAGCACAAAAUUAUUCUCAAGAUUUGCAAUGCGCCAAAGAGACAUGCCAAUCUGGUACCUGUGCCUCAUCGAACGAUGUGCCAUCGUGGGGGCAUUGUAAAUUUGUGACAGACGUGAUCUGCCGAACCAACUCGAGUUUAAACACAUAGCUGGACUGUCACAUGACUUGGUUGAGGCUCGAGAUACUUGUGACGUGGUACCGUGUGCAUCUAGCCUGCUUGUGUUGCUGGGCAUCUCUACAUGUAAAGUAUCAGCUUCAACCAUUCCUUCUCAGUGUUGAGCAAAACUAAAAUGCUUCAUGUACAAUCCCUUUAGGUGGUUUUAUUUAACCAUAGGAUCCUGAGUUGCACUCAAAUUGUUGUACCUGUGGCUGUAGUUGAACAAAAUAGUUUAAUCAUGAGUCAGGAAUUCCUUUUUCUCCAAUUGUUCUGCCAUGCAAUCGGAAAGUGGGAUGUACUAAUAUCAGUUGAUUAAAUUCAUUUUUUACUUGAGUCA
Messenger RNA from Panicum virgatum (switchgrass), 2104 nucleotides. RefSeq names its product pentatricopeptide repeat-containing protein At1g11900-like. The record is from RefSeq and is a predicted model, not a curated record. The transcript has 2 exons. NCBI's taxonomy places the organism in Eukaryota, Viridiplantae, Streptophyta, Magnoliopsida, Poales, Poaceae. Gene Ontology annotation, molecular function: protein binding. Bases 278 to 1417 code for a protein of 379 amino acids.